CAAAACGAACGAUGCUCCGAGCACAGGCCGUGGAGCAAGGGAAAAACUCUGAAAAUCGAGAUGGGUUCCCGGGCGAGAACCGAAGCAGGCAAGCAACGGGCGCACAAAAACGACUCGAAGCUCUGGAAGGAUGCAGAGCAAACCGGUCCCCUGGAUAUGCUGUAAAACGACCAGGUUGUGGGAGCGCGAAAAGAUGCGGGAUGCCAUGACGUUGUUCCUCGGUGAUCUUCAUCACAUCGCUUCCAAGCGAGUGGUGUCCUGACUCUUGGCCUUUUACGGGGUACCGCUUGUUGACAAUGACCUGCAGGUGUCCAUGGAAGCACAGGCCAGAGCGGCCUUCCAGUGCAUGUUCCCUGUCCCGAAGGGUCGGUUGCUGUUUCUUUUUUCAUUUGGGCCUCGAGCAACACCACCUGUCUUCUCUGAGACGAGAGUUCUACCGGAACCCUUCUUUCGGAGUCUCGCCUCAUCUUUCUCGACCAUUUUGCCAUUUUGCCAUGUUUAUCAUAUUCUGUUGUGCAUACCAGCACCCAGUACUCCGUACACGUACAGCUGCCGUCAGAGCUGCCGUGGAAAUCCAAGAGCUGAGUUGCCCCUGGACGGAUGCGAGACGGACGGGUGGUGCAACCUUUCGUCCCGACGGUGCAUGUGACCCACCUGCCUGUCGUGGCUUGGUUCCACUGACAGAUCGAAACCCCACGCCGAGUGGGGGGCAGUCUCACCCGUUCCAUCCCGGCUCAGCUACCUCUUGCCAAUCCAAGGUCGAGACUUUCGAUGAUUCAACCGAAGAAGCAUGGACACCCAAGCAAGCCAAAAGCCGGGGACAUCAUGAAAUCGACAAUCAUCACGAGGGUCGAGACAUGCCUUUCUCUCUCUCUCGGCACCCGGAAUCGAACGGGUCCGCCUGCAUGACGCUUUUCGAGUCUCGACAAUGCUGCCUCGUUUUGCUGACCGAAGGACUGAAGAUGGCGAGGUGGCGGAACCACCAGACUGGGUGUGGCUUGACCCCCUCGGUGGACGCAUGUCGAUAAGACCGCGUCGGCGUGGUUACCCUGUGGCGGUCAUGGCAGUUUUGUAACCCGGGGUUUGAAUCUGGCAUGUGCAUUGCUGCGCACGAGUGGCAGCACAGCACUUGGGAAUUUCUUGUUCAGGACCAUGAUUAUCUGAGACUACUGCUCGAUUCCGCAACAGACAAGGAGAAUGCCGGUACGCUCUUCGGUCUAUCGGUCUCGCAAGCCCCGAUUGGUAACUUGAACAACACGCAACUCACGGUUGAUGGUGUCAGUGUAAGAGUGCACGGGGUAUUCACU
Parathielavia appendiculata is the source of this 1307-nucleotide messenger RNA. RefSeq lists its product as uncharacterized. Bases 297 to 1028 code for a protein of 243 amino acids. The record is from RefSeq and is a predicted model, not a curated record. NCBI's taxonomy places the organism in Eukaryota, Fungi, Ascomycota, Sordariomycetes, Sordariales, Chaetomiaceae. The transcript has 2 exons.